AUGAGGUAUCAAGCCAGGGAGGUGGAUGUUGAAGGAAGAGUGCGCCUGGUGAUGGAGAGUGCCCUGACUGCACGGGACAGGGUCGGGGUGCAGGACUUUGUCUUGCUGGAGAACUUCAACAGUGAGGCAGCCUUCAUAGAGAACCUGCGGCGACGGUUCAAAGAAAACCUCAUCUACACAUAUAUUGGCUCUGUGCUGGUGUCAGUGAACCCGUACAAAGAUCUGGAGAUUUACUCCAAGCCGCAGAUGGAACGCUACAGAGGGGUCAGCUUCUACGAAAUAUCGCCUCACAUCUAUGCUUUGUCAGACAACACAUAUCGAGCGAUGCGGACUGAGAGGAAAGACCAGUGUAUCCUCAUAUCAGGUGAGAGUGGAGCAGGUAAAACAGAGGCCUCCAAAAAGAUCCUCCUCUACUACGCUGUCACCUGCCCCACCAAUCAUCACAUGGCUGCCCUUGGUGACCACCUACUGCAGUCCAACCAUGUUCUGGAGGCAUUUGGCAAUGCCAAAACACUGAGGAAUGACAACUCCAGUCGCUUUGGGAAAUACAUGGAUGUCCAAUUUGACUUUAGGGGAGCGCCAGUGGGCGGUCACAUCCUGAACUACUUGCUAGAGAAAUCUCGUGUAGUUCACCAGAACCACGGUGAGAGGAACUUCCACAUCUUUUACCAGCUUCUGGAUGGAGGGGAUGAAGAGCUGCUUAACUUGCUGGACCUGGAAAGAAACCCACAGAAUUACCACUAUCUGGUCAAGGGUAACUGCCCCAGAGUCAGCUCCAUUAGUGACAAGAAUAAUUGGAAAGUUGUGAUGAAGGCUCUGUCUGUUAUCGGCUUCACUGAGGAAGAAGUGCAGAAAUUGCUGAACAUCAUCGCCGGUGUUCUCAAUCUGGGAAACACUCAGUUUGGAGAAGGGGAGGAAGGAGAAACAUUCAUCACCACAGAGACCCAGAUAACAAAUCUUGCGAAGCUGUUCAGUGUUGAUGUUUCCGCCCUGGGAGAGGCACUCACUCACAAGAAACUCACUGCCAAAGGAGAGGAGAUGGUCACCCCACUUAAUUUUGAGCAGGCAAUGUCUGCCCGUGACGCCUUAGCCAAGGCUGUGUAUGGUCGGACAUUCUCCUGGUUGGUGGAGAAGAUCAACCAGUCGCUGGCUCUGAAGGAUGAAAUCUACCACAGCAGUCAGCCCUCCUCACUUAUAGGACUUCUUGAUAUCUAUGGUUUUGAGGUCCUGCAGCACAAUAGCUUUGAGCAGUUUUGCAUCAACUACUGCAAUGAGAAGCUCCAGCAGCUCUUUAUUGAGCUCACCCUCAGAUCUGAGCAGGAGGAGUACGAGACAGAAGGGAUUGAGUGGGAGACAGUGCAGUACUUUGACAACAAGAUCAUUUGUGACCUGAUAGAAGAGAAGCACAAAGGCAUUAUCUCCAUUCUGGAUGAGGAGUGUCUGAGGCCUGGAGAGACUGGUGAUGUCUCCUUUUUAGAGAAACUGGAGGACACGCUGGGUGGCCAUCCCCAUUUUGUCACUCACAAACUGGCAAAUGGAAAAACCCGCAGGGUAAUGAGUAGGGAGGAGUUCAGGCUGCUUCAUUAUGCUGGAGAGGUCAACUACGAUGUCAAUGGUUUUCUAGAAAAGAACAAUGAUUCGCUGAACAGGAACCUGAAAGAGGUCAUGUGCCAGUCAGACAACUAUAUUUUGAGCCGCUGCUUCCGCAGAGAGGAGGUAUUGGACCAGAAACGCCCAGAGAUGGCUGCCACACAGUUUAAAAACAGCCUGAUGAAACUUAUGGACAUCCUCAGGUCUAAAGAGCCAUCCUACGUGCGCUGUAUCAAACCUAAUGAUGCCAAGCAGUCAGGAAGGUUUGAUGAAGUUUUGGUCAGACACCAGGUAAAGUACCUUGGCCUGAUGGAAAACCUGAGGGUCAGGAGAGCUGGCUUUGCCUAUCGUCGUCGUUUUGAAGCCUUCCUGCAAAGGUAUAAGCCUCUGUGUCCUGAGACGUGGCCAAAUUGGCACGGUAGACUGGAUGAUGGUGUAUCCACACUGGUCAACCACCUGGGCUACAAGCCAGAAGAGUACAAACUGGGCAGAUCAAAAAUCUUCAUCCGUUUCCCAAAAACUCUCUUCACCACUGAGGAUGCACUCGAAGCAAAAAAGCCAGAGAUAGCGUUGACUCUGCAGACGUCAUGGAGAGGCUACAGGGAGAGAGCCAAGUACCAACGGAUCAGGCAUGCAGUGAUAGUGAUCCAGUCUGGGUGGCGAGGAAUGAAAGCACGCAGGAGGGCUAGGAGGCGUCGACAGGCUGCUGAGUUAAUCCGCAGGUUUAUAAAGGGCUUCAUUUACCGUCAUGAGGAAUACUGCCCUGAGAAUGAGUAUUUCCUGGAUCAUGUGCGCUGCUCCUUCCUGAAGAACCUACGGAAAAACCUGCCCAAGAGCGUUUUGGACAAAAGCUGGCCGACACCUCCUCUCUUACUCGUUGAGGCCUCUGAGCACCUGCGGAUACUGCACAUGAGAAACAUGGUCAUGAAGUACUGCGGGAGGGUCCAGCCUGAAUGGAAAAAACAGAUGGUGCAGAAAGUUGUAGCCAGUGAGAUCUUCAAAGAUCAGAAAGACAGCUACCCUCAGAGUGUCGGCAGGCUGUUUUUGGACUCCAGGCUCGAACGUGAGCAAAUCAGUCUCAAAGUCAUCCAGACUCUUGGAAAUGACAAAGUGCAGUAUGGUGCGUCAGUCGUAAAAUACGAUAGGAGGGGUUUCAAGCCUCGGCCUCGCCAGCUGCUCCUCACGAACACCUUCGCUGUGCUGGUGGACAGGACCAAGAUCAAACAGAGGAUUGACUACACAGCUCUGAGAGGUAUCUCUUUGGGCUCUCUCAGCGACGGGAUGUUUGUUGUGCACAUGCCCACUGCGGACAAUAAGCAGAAGGGAGACGUUGUGCUGCAGUGCAACAAUGUGAUCGAGCUGGUGACAAAAGUAGCCAUGAUGGCUGACAAGAUCGACUACGUCAACAUCAACCCGGGCAGCAUCAGGUUUGCUGUGGCUCGUGGCAAAGAAGGAAUCAUUGAUUUUGUCAGGGGCUCGGAGAUGAAGGUGGCCAAAGGCAAGCGAGGACAUCUGCUAGUGACUGUCCCUCGCACAAACACCACAUGAAGAAACAGAAAACAUCUGCCAGGCAAACAAUAAUCCUUUCAGCUAAACGGAGGAUUGCCGCUCGGAAGUCGUCGUUGUUAUUUGUUAGUUUGCAGCUGACAGGAUGACACUGUGCGCAUACACAACAUCCUCAACUUCCUCAACAUAAAAUAAGAUCCCCUAUUGAUCAAUAUACAUCAUUAUUAUUCCAAGAAUGUCUUGUGAUGUUGCAAUAAGCUUUUUUUUCAAUUAGAGUCACCACAGUUCCAAAUGCUUUGUCUCUUUAUUGUCAGUCAUACAGAUAUAUAUGUAUCUAUCAAAUACAAAAAAGUCUUAUGUAAAACAUUUUUAUCUCUGUCCUGUAAGAGAAAUAAAACAAACCACUCUGAAUAAAUAACAUUCAAUAAAUAUGUCAAUAAAUAGUAAAUAUAUCUUUGGAAAGUCUGGUAGAUAGAGAGCUUGAAGGGGAAGAACAGUGUUCUCUCGGUAAUGUGAGUUUAUUACUAACUUACAGUAAGAGGUAAGAGAGAAACUUUGGGAAAUACCCAAGAAAGCCCUUAAAUAUUAGCAGAGUGUGUAAAAAAUAAAAACUGAUUUGCUUAAAAUAGAGCUCCAUGUAAAGUUUUGACCACAUCACUAAAGCUUGAUUAAAGUUAUCAAAGCUG
Molecule: messenger RNA, 3782 nt
Organism: Paralichthys olivaceus (Japanese flounder)
Lineage: Eukaryota; Metazoa; Chordata; Actinopteri; Pleuronectiformes; Paralichthyidae
Product: unconventional myosin-Ic-like
Biological process (GO): vesicle transport along actin filament; actin filament organization
Cellular component (GO): actin cytoskeleton; vesicle; myosin complex
Molecular function (GO): microfilament motor activity; actin filament binding; ATP binding
Source: RefSeq, a predicted model, not a curated record